Messenger RNA from Molossus molossus (Pallas's mastiff bat), 1869 nucleotides. It is a transcript of the gene PRKAR1B, whose product is annotated as protein kinase cAMP-dependent type I regulatory subunit beta. Gene Ontology annotation, molecular function: cAMP-dependent protein kinase regulator activity. Gene Ontology annotation, biological process: regulation of protein phosphorylation. The coding region runs from base 23 to 1162 and encodes 379 amino acids. Lineage: Eukaryota; Metazoa; Chordata; Mammalia; Chiroptera; Molossidae. The record is from RefSeq and is a predicted model, not a curated record. The transcript has 10 exons. Gene Ontology annotation, cellular component: cAMP-dependent protein kinase complex.
CAGGACGCAGGACGCAGGCGCCAUGGCCUCGCCGCCAUCCCACCCGGAGGAGGACGAGAGCCUGAAGGGGUGUGAGCGGUACGUGCAGAAGCACGGCGUCCAGCAGGUGCUCAAGGACUGCAUUGUGCACUUGUGCCUCUCCAAGCCCGAGCGUCCCAUGAAGUUCCUGCGCGAGCACUUCGAGAAGCUGGAGAAGGAAGAGAACAGACAGAUUCUGGCUCAGAAGUCGGCCUCCCAGUCCGACUCGCACGACGAGGAGGUCUCGCCGACUCUGCCGAACCCGGUGGUGAAAGCCCGUUCCCGCCGCGGGGGCGUGAGCGCUGAGGUGUACACGGAGGAGGACGCCGCGUCCUAUGUCCGGAAGGUCAUCCCCAAGGACUACAAGACCAUGACGGCGCUGGCCAAGGCCAUCUCCAGGAACGUGCUGUUCGCUCACUUGGACGACAACGAGAGGAGUGACAUAUUCGACGCCAUGUUCCCUGUCACGCACAUCGCUGGGGAGACUGUCAUUCAGCAAGGGGACGAAGGCGACAACUUCUACGUCAUCGAUCAAGGGGAAGUAGACGUGUACGUGAACGGAGAGUGGGUGACCAGCAUCAGCGAGGGCGGCAGCUUCGGGGAGCUCGCGCUCAUCUACGGCACCCCCAGGGCAGCCACCGUGAAAGCCAAGACCGACCUCAAGCUCUGGGGCAUCGACCGAGACAGCUACCGCCGCAUCCUCAUGGGCAGCACGCUGCGGAAACGCAAGAUGUACGAGGAAUUCCUCAGCAAGGUCUCCAUCCUGGAGUCCCUGGAGAAGUGGGAGCGGCUGACGGUGGCCGACGCCCUGGAGCCCGUCCAGUUUGAAGAUGGAGAGAAGAUUGUGGUUCAGGGGGAGCCCGGGGACGACUUCUUCAUCAUCACGGAGGGCACGGCCUCUGUCCUCCAACGCCGGUCCCCAAAUGAGGAAUAUGUGGAGGUCGGGCGCCUGGGACCCUCUGACUACUUCGGGGAGAUUGCGCUGCUCCUGAACCGGCCUCGGGCUGCCACGGUGGUGGCGCGGGGGCCCCUCAAGUGCGUGAGGCUGGACCGGCCCCGCUUCGAGCGUGUGCUGGGCCCCUGCUCUGAGAUCCUCAAGAGGAACAUCCAACGUUACAACAGCUUCAUCUCCCUCACCGUCUGAGCCCCCUGCGCCCAGGGCGCGUCUGCGCGGCUGCACGGGCUGGCGUCCAGCACGCGGGGCUGGCCCUCCCUCCAGACUCGUGUUUGGAAUUAAACAGUCACCUGUGCACUUUGAGAACAAGCCAACUAGGGGCACCCCAGGCCGAGGAGGUGCCGCCGUCCCCCACCUCCCACCUCUCCGUGCUCUGUGGACUCCCCGCUCCUACCGUUUCCCGGGGGGUGCAGCAGUGUGCUCACCCUGUGGCCGAGGGAAGGAUGAGGCCCCGGCCAGCUGGUCACUGUCCGGUCACCCUUCUCUCCGGAGCUGCUCCGGCGGCCACCGGGGUCUCGGGGCUCUGUGACGUGGGCAGCGAUGUCCGAGGGGGUGUCCCGCAGUCCCCUCCAGCUGGUGGGGAAGUUGAGUCUGAAGCAGGAGAGGGUCCAGCGGGUCUUGUUGAAGGGGCUUCAGGGUCAGGAGAGCCUCCUGGAGGCGGGGCCCCGGCUGGUUCUGCGUCCGGCGCAGUGACCCCACGCAGGUGUGCCGGGCGGGCGUGGUGCUCCCGUCUUGGGAGGUCCACGUCGGCUGACCUGGGCCCCUCAGUGUGCCAGGCAGGUCCCGCCAUCGCCUGCUGGGCCACAGCGCCCAGGGCAGGAAGGGAACUCCCUGAGGUCAGGGCUCUCCAAGACAGGUGCGCUGUUCUCGCGGGGCCCGGAUAGCGGCUGCUUGUC